This is a messenger RNA of Homo sapiens (human), 10163 nucleotides long. It is a transcript of the gene NT5DC3, whose product is annotated as 5'-nucleotidase domain containing 3. The record is from RefSeq and is a predicted model, not a curated record. The coding region runs from base 3439 to 4644 and encodes 401 amino acids. Lineage: Eukaryota; Metazoa; Chordata; Mammalia; Primates; Hominidae. The transcript has 11 exons. Gene Ontology annotation, cellular component: cytosol.
GUGCUGGGAUUACAGGCAUGAGUCACCACGCCCGGGCGUCUUUGUAACUUUUAAAAUGGAGAACUUGGCCUUUUUUUAUUCUCCAAUUUGGGAGGGGAUUUAGGAGUGUGAUUUGUAUUUAGGUGCACAGCUUAUACUUAAAAGUAUGUCUUAGCUUACAUUCUUCUCUCACAAACUUUGUUAAAAUUAAUGCUUGUUUAUUUUUAAAAUCAAAGUGAAACAUGGAUAGAGUCACACAGUCAAACAGGAUUAAAGAUGUCACAGGGGUCAGCAGUAAUCUUCUGUGCUCCCCUCUGCCCCUAAAACCUUUAAAGUCUUUAGAUUUUUUAAGUAAUGUGCUCAUUCUUCUAUUUCCUAAUUUAUUAAUUCUGGAUAUUGUCCCUGCUGUGGUAGAUAAGGACUUAGCUUUCUGGCACCUCCUCCCACUUCUCCAGUCUCAUUCCUCUCAUCUCAUUCAGAUCUCAGUUUUUGGUGGUUGUACUGGUCACUGUUUACAUUAUGACUCAGAAGGUCUUGCCUGGUUCACUCUUUUUUUUUUUUUUUGUUAUUGAGAUGGAGUCUCCCUCUUGUUGCCCAGGCUGGAGUGCAGUGGCGAGAUCUCGGCUCACUGCAACCUCUGCCUCCCAGGUUCAAGUGAUUCUCCUGCUUUAGCCUCCCAAAGAGCUGGGAUUACAGGCAUGUGCCGCCACGCCCGGCUAGUUUUGUAUUUUUAAAAGAGACAGGGUUUCACCAUGUUGGCCAGGCUGGUCUUGAACUCCUGAUUUCAGGUGAUCUGCCCGCCUCAGUCUCCCAAAGUGCUGGGAUUAUAGGCGUGAGCCACUGCAUCCAGCUGGGUCACUCUUAAGCCAGGUAGUGCCGUGCGAUUAUUUUCUUUCUUGUACAAUAUUUUGUUUUUCUUAGAUUUUAACAAUAAUCUCAGUUUUUGUUUGCCUAGUUUUCUGUGUAGGUAUCUCUGAUUUUUUCCAAAUAGUCCAUUACAAAUGUUAGGCAUGUAUUUAUUUUCCAAUAAUUCAAAUGUUUUCAAUAAUUUGUCACUUUUUAAAAAAAAAAUUGACUCUCCCCUCCUGGUCUGAUCUGGUUUGGUUGCUUGUCUUGGGACUUCCCUUUGCUACUUUCCCUGUUUCAAAUUCCCUUCUCUUCCUCUCUCUGGCUUUACUCCCUCACUUUGCUUGAGUAUAUCCUCCAGUAGCCUCCUGGUGCCUCCUUGUGCUGAGCCUUUCUGCAGCUUGUGGUGGGGAAUCAGUUCUUGUCAUGGGUAUACCCCUUGCAGGCCUCUGUUAUCAGUGUUAAGUCAAGAUACCUUCUUUGCAUCCAGUGUUUGUCUUCCAGUGUCUUGUGGAAAUGUCUUGUCUAUUGAUGUCUUUGCUCUCAUUUCCUUUGACUGUUUUUACUGUCACUUUAAUAGUGUUUCAGGAUGGAGAGGAGGUGGUGGUGAUGAUGGUAAUAAUAUUACUAAUAGCGACUAGCAAAUAUUGAGUCUUGCUAUGGGACAGGCACUGUUAUAAGGGUUUUGUUUAACUCAUUCAAUCCUCAAAAUAACUAUAUGAAGUAGGUACUAUUAUUAGUGCCAGAGGUGUUAAGUAACUUGCCCAAGGUCACACAGCAAAUAAUUGCCUGGGCUAGAAUUCAGACCCAGGCAGCCUGGGUCCAGAGUCUGUGCUCUUGGCCACCAUGCUGUGUGGCCUUUCUUAAGGUACAAGGGAUAGUUGGAGUCCCUCAACACAUUUUUUUGGGGGGGGGGUGGUAAUGAAUGAAUCUAUUUUAGUAUGGACAAUUACAAAUAAUCUUUCCAGCAAGAUCACAUCUUGCUGUGAAACAUGGAUGGAGCUGGAGGCCAUUAUCCUUAGCAAGCUAACGCAGGAACAGGAAGCCAAAUACUGCAUGUUCUCACAAGUGGAAGCUAAAUGAUGGGGACUCAUGGACAUAUAGAGGUGAACAAUAGACUCUGGGAUCUACUGGAGGGUGGAGGGUGGGAGAAGGGAGAGGAUCAGGAAAAAUAACUAAUGGAUAGGGUACUAGGGCUUAGUACAUGGGUAAUGAAAUAUCUACAACAAACCCCCAUGACAUGAAUUUACCUAUAUAACAAACCUGCACAUGUACCCCUGAACCUAAAAGUUAAAACAAAAAACUUUUCAUGUAUUUUGUAAGUAACAUGUAUAUUAAAUAUAAUUAAUACAUUUUUGUGCACAUGUCUCAUUUUCUUAGGAUAAGUGAAAUUGCCAGGUGAAUGUUGUUCAUUCAUUUUAAGGCUUUUGAAAUGGCUCAGUUUACCUCCAGAUUGUACCAUUCCCAACAGACUUACUUUUAACUUAUAUUUUAAAGUUGUUGCUACAUUUAACAUAUUACAAUUUUUAGUUUUUCUUUCUCUAAACCUCUUAAAUGAGCAUUCAUUUGUUCCCCUACUCAUAGCUCCUAAUGUUUUCCCAGAAUUAUUGUUGCAGUGGUGAGGGUGGGGGAGAGAACGAAGAAGGCAAGGUUAUGCAUGUUUAUGAGAAUCCUCACCAGGUCUCUCUAUUCUGUCUCUCCAUCUCUGUUUCUGCUGUUGGCCCCCUCCAUAGACACUUACCCCUUCUCUCCUGGGUUCUUGGGGUUUGCUGCAGGGCACUCCAUCCUGGACAUUCUUGCCAGACUGAUUCCCUAAAUCAUUACUCCCAAUAAUCCCCUCCUCUGAAUGCCUGGAUGGCUCCCUGCUCUCUACAGAAUAAAGGCUAAGCCAUAUGCUUAGGCUUAGGUUUGAGAUUUUUAUCAACCUGCUUUAAACUCUUCGCUUCCUCUUCUUCCAUACACAGCUCCUUGACUUACUAGAUUGGUCAAGACUCUUGGUUGAAAGUGACUGAAACUCAAACUGGCUCAGAAACUAAUGGUACAGUCCACAGACAGAGUGAGCUUGCAGGUGUGGCUGGCUCCAGGGGCCAAAUUGCUAUUGUCAGAACUCUUUCCAGCUCUUGGCCUUCCUCUCUGGCUUGGCUCACUCUCAGGCAAGCCCCUCCUUGGUGACCCCUGGCACUACCAAGCCCACAUCCCCCCAGCUCCAGGUCAAGAAGAACAGAGGAGCUUUGUUUCUCCACAUUCCACUGGAGUCUCAGGACUGAAUCUCAUCAGAAUGACUUGAGUCAUGUGUUUGGUCUUGAACCAUUAUGAUGAAGAGAGACAGGAUUCCGGGCAGGCAAAGACAGCACAGGGAUUCUUUUCCCUUGACAUCUUCUUUCUUGCCACCUGGCAUUUGCUCCUGCUGGUGUUCUGCCAGCGUGCAGUUUUCCUUCCUCUCUGCUUCUUGAAAUCCUACCCACCCUCCAUGGCCAACUUGUGGUGAGUCCUCUGCUCACCCUCUCAGCCUGAAAUGCUUUCUCCUCUUUCUUCUCCUGGGGUUCACAGGAGAAGAAUUGCCUUGUUUCUUGUAUAUACACUGUCCAUUGUGUCAAGGAGUAUGGACAGUGUAUGAGGCAUUCAGGGAGAAGGAGCGUUCAGAAUGAGGCUGUAGGGAAGUUCACUGUUGCAUCGCUGCUGAGAAGGGUGUUGAGAGGCCUCAGUGUUGUCCCUGAUGAAGAAGUCAUUGAAAUGUACGAGGGGUCCCACGUGCCCUUGGAGCAGAUGAGUGACUUUUACGGAAAGAGCUCUCAUGGAAACACGAUGAAGCAGUUCAUGGACAUCUUCUCCCUGCCCGAGAUGACCCUCCUGUCCUGCGUGAAUGAAUACUUCCUCAAGAACAACAUCGACUAUGAGCCUGUGCAUCUGUACAAAGAUGUCAAGGAUUCAAUUCGAGACGUCCACAUCAAAGGAAUAAUGUACAGAGCAAUUGAAGCAGACAUUGAAAAGUACAUCUGCUAUGCUGAGCAGACCCGCGCAGUGUUGGCCAAACUGGCUGAUCAUGGCAAGAAGAUGUUUCUCAUCACCAAUAGCCCCAGUAGCUUUGUGGACAAAGGGAUGAGUUAUAUCGUUGGGAAAGACUGGAGGGACCUGUUCGAUGUGGUCAUUGUUCAGGCUGAGAAGCCAAACUUCUUUAAUGAUAAGCGGAGGCCUUUCCGAAAGAUGAAUGAGAAAGGUGUCUUACUCUGGGAUAAAAUCCAUAAGUUGCAGAAAGGCCAGAUAUACAAGCAGGGUAAUUUAUAUGAAUUUUUGAAGCUUACUGGAUGGAGAGGAUCCAGAGUGUUGUAUUUUGGUGACCAUAUAUACAGUGACCUGGCGGAUUUGACCCUAAAGCAUGGCUGGAGGACUGGUGCAAUCAUCCCAGAGUUGAGAUCUGAGCUCAAAAUCAUGAACACGGAGCAAUACAUUCAAACCAUGACCUGGCUGCAGACCUUGACUGGCUUAUUGGAACAGAUGCAGGUUCACAGAGAUGCUGAGUCACAGCUGGUUUUGCAGGAGUGGAAAAAGGAAAGGAAGGAGAUGCGAGAAAUGACCAAGAGUUUCUUCAAUGCCCAGUUUGGAAGCCUGUUCCGCACAGACCAGAACCCAACCUACUUCCUAAGGCGCCUGUCGCGCUUCGCUGACAUCUACAUGGCGUCUCUGAGCUGCCUCCUGAACUAUGACGUCAGCCACACUUUCUACCCCCGGAGGACUCCACUGCAGCACGAACUGCCCGCCUGGUCAGAAAGGCCCCCCACCUUCGGAACCCCUCUCCUGCAGGAGGCCCAGGCCAAGUAGCCAAGGGCAAAAACUAGAAACUGUAACUGCCCCUGAUUGGGCAGGCAUGAUGGGGUUGACUUCAUGUGGGUCUGAGUGUUGCUUUUGGAAAAGAUACAGAUAAGCCUUUUGAUAUUUAUUUUGUACCUUACGGAGAAUAAUUCUCCCAAUGGUUAAGACAGGAGCUAGCAGCCCACCCCUCCAGCCUUUCCCCCCAUGCAGGGCUGAAAGGCAAGCUUCACAUUGGAACUCUGAUUUUGCCUUUUUGUUUACUGAGGUCCUGGAACAUCAGGUUUCCUGGGAUAGGUGAGACCACUUGAUGCCAUGUCUGUAUUCUAGCAGGUCAAGCUUGAAACGGUUCUUGACUCCUCCAUGGAACAUUUCCUGAACAUUUACGGGCUAUGCAUUGGGAACUGCAGGGGCACAGUGAUGGGCAAAGAUUAGCUGCUUCCAGAAGGCUGAUUUCGUGGGCUCCACAAUGGUAAAACGCUGCUGUGAGUGGCAGAGAGGUUCCCCAGGUGAUGGCCAGUUCCCAAAUCAUUUGGUACUAAGGCUUUGACAUUCUGGCACAUCACAUCAAAUAGAACACAGCCUCCCUGGAAGGACUUAAGUGAGAAAGAACAAGAGAAGCUGCAACUCCUGGACCCUUUUGUCCUCAGUGUGUGGUUCCUGCGUCCUUCCCCAGCAUGGAGGAGGGCAGGAGAGAGGAGAUGAGAGCUCUGGUCAAAACCUGCCAGCUAGUGGAACAGCCUUCUGUAGAGCCUUCUGCAAGAAACGAGUGGGUUUGAAGAACCAAAACAUUUGUGGUAGGUCUCCCAGGAGCUUGUUAAACCUGGAAACACCACCUGAGUUGGUUUCAUCUGCUCAUUGGAAGAAAGAAAAUGAACCAGGAAAAAGCAUCUUUGUCAUGAAAUGCUAUGCCAUGCCACCCACCCAGUUGAAUUGGAAUCCUGUUAAAACAUGAGAUUUACCAGAAACAGUCCUUUGUCUAGAUGGAAACAAACAAGAUCCUGGCUUCUCUCUAAUGAGUUACCAACUGAGAGGUGCUUGGAUUGGCCAGGGGAGGAGGAAGAUGGCCACCACAACUUAGCCAUGUCCAGCCUUCUCUUAGAUUUCACUCCUGUGAUGUUUGUGCGACUAUUUGGGAGUUUGUGUAGUUUGUUUUUUUUUUUUUUGUUUUGUUUUGUUUUUUUUUAGAUGUCUAAGAUGGGAAAGGGCGAAGGACAUUGAAGCUAAGGAAUAGAUAUGACCUAGCUAACCAAGCUUUUCUCAUUUCCUUCUGUUUUGUUUUGUUGAGAUGGAGUUUUGCUCUUAUUGCCCAGGCUGGAGUGCAGUGGCACAAUCUCAGCUCACUGCAACCUCUGCCUCCCGGGUUCAAGCGAUUCUCCUGCCUCAGCCUCCCAAGUAGCUGGGAUUACAGGCAUGCACUACCACACCCAGCUAAUUUUGUAUUUCUAGUAGAGAUGGGGUUUCUCCAUGUUGGUCAGGCUGGUCUCGAACUCCCGACCUCAGAUAAUCUGCCCGCCUUGGCCUCCCAAAUUGCUGGGAUUACAGGUGUGAGCCACCGCACCUGGCCUGCUUUUUUCAUUUCUUUCUAGGGGCAAUGCAAGUGGCAUGUAUUCCUUUUGUUGGAGGGAAGAAUCCUUAAUUGCACCUGCAUUUGUAGUAUCCUUCAAUGUAAAGUGCAUAUUUACUGCACUCUCUGAGUGCUAUGGGAAUGUCUGCUGUUAUUAGUUAUGGGGCUGCUAAUACUGUUUUAAUUGCAUAUGCUAUAUCAAUACUUCUGUUCAGAUUAGCCUAAUCUAGUAUUGCUAAAACUCAUUUUAAGCUUUUGCGGUAACUUGUAUAUAUUCUUAAAUCUAAAGGAUGGCAGGAACAUGAGGGGAGCUUGUGGAGAGUGCUUGCUUAUUCAACAUUUUUAUUGUGAUAAAUGUAUGUAACCAUCUAUUGAUGAAAUCCAAGUCUGGCAUUCCAUGGGCUCCUUGCCAGAUGGCAGAAACUUAAUGAGUUAUAUAGCAUCCUUUGUAAUGCUGCUUGUUAUAGUUGGAAUGUACUUGUGAUAUUUGGCUGUAUUUAACUAUAAUGGUGAAGGUGACCCUUUAGAUCCAAUAAGGCUUCUCCCCAUCUUCUACAUUUUGUUAUGAACACAGUAAGGCACAGUAGUAUGUUCUUUUUUUGGAACAGGGUAGGCAUUUUGUUUAUUGUUUGCUUGCUUCUAGGUGUUUUCGCCAUCAGGGUGUAUUGGAGGCUGACACUUAAUGGGUGUGUGUUGCGCCCAGAACUGCUCGGUGUCGGGGUUCUAAAAGAAUGCGCUGGUGUUCUUGGCUUCAAGUUUCUGCUUUGGAGAAGCAGAUUCAGGAAGUAGGUGUUGCUUAAAAAUAAUUCUUGGUUUUUAUCUAAUCAGAUAUUCAUUGAUUACCUACCAGGUGCCAGUUAUAGGGUGUUUUGUUUACUCAAGAAUGAAGUAGAACUAUUUUUAAAACCUGUUUCCAUGAGUGUUCACGUUAGGUGACCUAAGCUUUGAAGGAGAAAAACAUUUUUGGGUAUGAAUAAUGAGUUUUGUAAUCAAUUCCCAGUUAGAAGAAUUUCAGUCUCUGGGCCAUUGAGCUUGGCAGUGUUGAGAUCUCCCAUGUGACAGAAGCCUGACAUCUGGGCCACCAAGGCUCACUGACUGUGUACCUUGCAGACUGUAGACCCAUGUCGUGGCGGUAACGGGGCCGAACACAGUCAUUCCCAUGUGAACGAUGGAGGCACAUCCCACUUUAUUAUUAAUCCUUGUAUAUACUCAGUCAGGACAGAUUUUAACUUGUCGCUGUCAUGACUUUUUUUUUUUUUUUUUGAGGCAAGGUCUCGCUCUGUUGCCCAUUCUGGAGUGCAGUGGUGUGAUCUCGGCUCACUGCAACCUCUUGCCUCCCAGGUUCAAGCAAUUUUCGUGCCUCAGCCUCCCGAGUAGCUGGGACUACUGGUACAUGCCACCAGGCCUGGCCAAGUUUUGUAGUUUUAAUAGAGAUGGGGUUUCACCAUGUUGGCCAGGCUGGUCUCAAACUCCUAGCCUCAAGUGUUCUGCCCACCUCAGCCUUCCAAAGUGCUGGGAUUCUGGGUGUGAGCCACUGUCAUGCCUGGCCUCGUCAUGACUCUUUUCUCUUUUUUUUUUUUUUUUUUUUUGAGAUUUAGUUUUGCUCUUUUUGCCCAGGCCGGAGUGCAAUGGCACGAUCUUGGCUCACUCCAACCUCCGCCUCCUGGGUUCAAGUGAUUCUCCUGCCUCAGCCUCCCGAGUAGCUGGGAUUACAGGUGCCCACCACCACAUCCAGCUAAUUUUUUUGUAUUUUUAGUAGAGACGGGGUUUCACCAUGUUGGCCAGGCUGGUCUCGAACUCCUGACCUUGGGUAAUCCACCUGCCUUGGCCUCCCAAGGUGCUGGGAUUACAGGCAUGAGCCACCGUGCCCAGCCUAUCAUGACUCAACUGGGAUCUGGCACACUGCACUGGGUGUUUUGUUCUCUGAUGUGCACAUUGAUGAAUGCAUAUUGGUACAAGGGAAAUGAAUCUGUUUUCAGCCAUUUAAAAAAUUGUGUUGUAAAGCAAACAAAAAUAGCUUGAACAUUUAAAAAUUACUGUUUAAUAUUGUUUGACUGAUUUUCUAAGAAUUAUGUGAACAAUGAUGAGUCCAGGGCAGCAGCCAUCACAAAUAUGACAGUCCAGCAAGGCCCAUGGAGGUCCCUUUGGAAGGGACUUGCACAGCUGAUUUUCUUUUUCCAGUGUUGUUUUUACGGGUGAAACGUGGCUUUUGAAAUACUUUAGUUGUUUGGCUUAGAGCUCCCACUUUCCCCCUAACAUAGUGCCUGUCUGUUUUUUAAAACAUUUUACCCUUCGGCACUAUUUUCUGCUAUUCCCAUUAAUAUUAUGUAACAUAAACCACUUGCUACUGAUUUGGGCAUAUUACAGACUACAAUUACUAGUUGCUUUGAAUGCAUUGGCACUCUUAAUUAUUGCAAAGGAGAAUUGAAAAGUAGUCUUGUGGUCCUAGUUAAUUUAGCUUUGGGCAAACUAAGUGGCUUUUCUUCUGUCCUCUUCUCAAAAGGCCUUUUAAGCAGCAGAGACUGGGCUAAAUACUGGAACUGAAUUCCACUUUUCUGCCUGCUCAUUUGCUGCCAAAGACCACUUGGGGCUCCUUGUCUAGAAUGCUCUAAGACGAAAUUUGGCCAGACACAGGGUUCCUUGAUUGUUCUGUUCAACUAAUAGAGAACCUACAUUUUGCCUUCUUAAUAUCGACUUUCUUUUGUACCAGGUUUUUCUUUCUUUCUUUUUUGCCUUAGGAGCUUAGCUCAAAGUUCAGCUAACCUUUGACACUACUAGUGUCAUUUAGUAACAGUAAUCUUUGACACUACUAGUGUCAUUUAGGAGCUUAGCUCAAAGUUCAGCUAACCUUUGACACUGCUAGUGCGUUCAAGAAAGGGUAGGGAAUGAAGUACCCUUAAUGCAGGGUCAGCAAACUUUUCCUGUAAAAGGCCAGAUAGGAAGUAUUUUUGGCUUUUUGGGCUGUUUGCUUUUGCUACUACUACUGUGGGAAUGACCAUGGUCAUGGCUGUGUUCCAGCACAACUUGAUUUACCAAGACAAGCUGUGGGCUGUAUUUGGUCCUCAGGCUGUGGCUUGCUAGCCCCUGCUCUAAUGGAUUGUGUUGGCGGCAAUGGCAAGAUUCCCUUGCUGAGAACAUGCAGAUGAAUAACCUUAUAGCUGGGAUGCAGAGAGGAGAAAGUUCUGUAGGUAAUAAGUGCACUGUAUUCCCUCUGAGCUACUUCCUGGGCAUAGUUACAUGUAUGGCCAGUGUGUGUACUUGAGCCAUCAGGCUCAGACACUUGUUGAAUAUACCUCUCAUUGCAUUAGUUUGUAAUUGUGCUAGUGCUGGGUGCUGAGCUCAGCUGCCCGGAUGACCUUUCCAGACUGAAGGACAUACUCCCCUAACAGCUGGGAGUGCUGCUGGCUGGCCAUUUACUUCCAGCCCUUAUGAGGAGUUUCCCCUGCUGAAGAGCCCUGCCUGCCCCAGAUCAUACCCCCUUCCUGCCUGUAACCCUUACCGGCUCCAUAUGGGGUACAAAGGGCUGGCCUCCUCACCCCAACUUGGGAAACCCUCUGGGGCCAUCCCAGCUCCAGAGCCCCUUGUGGGGUCAGUGAGACCUCAUUGUGGCCACAUUACAGCCCAGUGCCUCUCCCUGACAAGCCUGUACCCAGCCGGCUCAGCCCACAGCACUGUCCUAUGAACCUUCCUGCACGCCAUUCUCCACCUCAGUAUCUGCUUUCGGGGAACCCAACCUGCGACAGUGCUUCUGUGUGUUUUCAGUCCUGCAGGUUUGAACUCUGACUUUGGAGACUUUUCCAGUUAUCUCGUGGAAUGACAGAUUGUGCCUGUAUGAUAUCAGGCACAAUUAAUGCAAAUUAGGCAGACCUAUUUAUUCUAGAUGUGAAUUUGCUAUUUAUUUUAAAUGUUGAUUUUAUGUGUUAUGUGACUCUGAACUUAUUGCCAAAUAAAAGUUUGAAUUGUA